UUCUUUGUUGUGUUGGUAGAACCGGCAUAAUUGAUCCCGCUUGGUUUGGUUCUUUUAUUUCUGCACGUUAAAGUGAAAUUCGUAAGCGAGUUCUUUAAAAAUUGAUUCAGUUGUUGUGAAAAAUACUAGUUGCCAAAAACUGAGAACAUCGAUUUUUUAUUCAAAAUGUCUAACCAAGUUAAUGGACAAACAGAUGAAACAAUGGAAAUAGGACAAACAGUUGCCAAUAACGUAGUUAAAGAUGAAAAAAUGGAAGAUGUACCAGCUGAUGAAAUGACAUCAAGGGACUAUUACUUUGAUUCAUAUGCACAUUUUGGAAUUCAUGAAGAAAUGUUGAAGGAUGAAGUUCGAACUUUAACAUACCGAAAUUCAAUGUACCACAAUAAACAUUUGUUUGCUGGAAAAACUGUGAUGGAUAUAGGUUGUGGUACUGGUAUUCUAAGUAUGUUUGCAGCUAAAGCAGGAGCCAAACAUGUGAUAGCUGUUGAAUGUUCUAAUAUAGUAGAUUUUGCUCGGAAAAUUGUUGAAGCAAACAAACUAGAUCACAUCAUUACUAUCAUCAAAGGCAAAGUGGAAGAAAUAUCUUUACCUGCAGGCAUAGAAUCUGUAGAUAUAAUCAUAUCUGAAUGGAUGGGUUAUUGUUUGUUCUACGAGAGCAUGUUAGAUACAGUUUUAUUUGCACGAGACAAAUGGCUCAAACCUGAUGGACUCCUCUUUCCUGAUCGUUGCUCUCUGUUCGUUACAGCAAUCGAAGAUAGGCAGUACAAAGAUGAGAAAAUUAACUGGUGGGAUGAUGUGUAUGGUUUUGAUAUGAGUUCAAUUAGAAAAAUAGCUAUAAGUGAACCAUUAGUUGAUGUUGUAGAUCCUAAGCAAGUAGUUACAAAUGCAUGUCUCCUUAAAGAAGUUGAUCUAUACACAGUAACCAAAGAAGAUUUGGAAUUUUCAUCACCUUUUCACUUGAUAUGCAGAAGAAAUGAUUAUAUUCAAGCUCUGGUUACAUUUUUCAAUGUUGAAUUCACAAAAUGCCAUAAAAGACUUGGUUUUACUACAGCACCAGAUGCUGCCUAUACCCAUUGGAAACAAACUGUUUUUUACUUUGAAGAUUACUUAACUGUUAAGAAAGGAGAAGAAAUUGAUGGUACGUUCACUAUGAAACCCAAUCCUAGAAAUAACAGAGAUUUAGAUUUUGUAGUUGAUAUCAAUUUCAAAGGUGAACUAGGAGAAGUCCAUGAAACUAAUAGAUAUAGAAUGCGUUAAGUUUAUAUCUCGUAGUUUAAGUCCUUUUCUUUUUAUUGAAUAGUGUGACUCAUGAAUAUCAGUGUUUAUUUCUGAGCUAGUCUUAAGUCAUUUAUCCAAUUCACAAAAUUGAACUUGAGAAACCUGAAAUGAAUCUUGACAUAAUGAUUUCACUGAACGGGAGCCAUUUUUUUGCAUUCAUUGGCUUUUUGGGAUAUUUUUACACACUAUUAGUAUUACUAAUUUUAUUUUAAUGGUUCUCUUUAAAUGCCUUAAAUUUUAUUUUCCACAAUAUUUUAUUACUUGAAAAUAAUGUUCAACAGAACUCUUAUACUUGAGUUACAGUUUUCUCUACUAAUAGUAUUGGUACUACAGCCAUCUGUAUUGACUGAUACAUUUGAAUGAUUUAUUCAAUUUUUCUAAAAAAGGAGUGCUUUAUAUAUACUGUAGAUCUACAGAAAUAUAUUCAUUCUCCUUAUGAUAUAAACUUCUGUAUAUAUAUAUUAGAUUACAAGAAAUCAUCAAUGCAGGAACAUUUAUUACGUUCUCAGAAAUGUUCAAAUAUUUUGGUUUUGUUUUUUUUUUUGUUAUUAGUAAUUCAAUUACCUUCUUUGGUAACCAGAUUGUAUUAGUGAAGAGUAACAAAUAAAAUUCCUCACACAAGUUUUAGAUCUGUUCCAUUUCUGGGGUAUUUUAUGUAAUUAAGUAAAUCUUGAUAUGACUUCCACUAGCUGUGCAACAUUAAAUUUUGCCAGAACAAACUACUGUAGUUGUAUAUAAUAUUCAAUAAUUAAAGUGAAUAUCUGCAAAUGGCCAAUCAAAUCCGGUUUUGUGAUCCUUGCAGUUGUUUUAAUUACAUAAAAACACCUCAUUGUAGAGAUAAUGCUUAAAUCUCCAAAAAAGACUAGUUAUUGAAGUGAAAAAUCAUCAACAUUUAAAUAUCUUGAAAUGAGAGUUACUUCAGGUAAUUUUCAAAAUGACUAUUUGGUUUUAUAAAAUAAAAUCCUAAACAGUUCUUAGAAAAAAAAAUUUACUUUUUGUAAAUGUAGUGUUGACAUUUUAUUAUACUCUAGGAGAAAUAAUUGGAAUAUUUGUGACAUAUUUUGAAUAGAAUAAUUUUAAAAUGAAAUGUAUAAAUCUACAGAAUAAUAAUUUGUACCACAUGCCUAUACUAUUUAUUACUAAUAAGAUAAUAAAAAGAUAUCAGCCCA
Molecule: messenger RNA, 2447 nt
Organism: Coccinella septempunctata (seven-spotted ladybird)
Lineage: Eukaryota; Metazoa; Arthropoda; Insecta; Coleoptera; Coccinellidae
Gene: Art1
Product: protein arginine N-methyltransferase 1
Exons: 2
Coding region: 166-1257 (363 amino acids)
Biological process (GO): peptidyl-arginine methylation
Cellular component (GO): nucleus
Molecular function (GO): protein-arginine N-methyltransferase activity
Source: RefSeq, a predicted model, not a curated record